Messenger RNA from Xenopus tropicalis (tropical clawed frog), 2659 nucleotides. Its product is annotated as steroidogenic acute regulatory protein-like. The transcript is spliced from 7 exons. Gene Ontology annotation, cellular component: mitochondrion; mitochondrial matrix; mitochondrial outer membrane. The record is from RefSeq and is a predicted model, not a curated record. The coding region runs from base 62 to 943 and encodes 293 amino acids. Gene Ontology annotation, molecular function: lipid binding; cholesterol binding; cholesterol transfer activity. Gene Ontology annotation, biological process: steroid biosynthetic process; cholesterol metabolic process. NCBI's taxonomy places the organism in Eukaryota, Metazoa, Chordata, Amphibia, Anura, Pipidae.
AUAGAAGCUAUGCUGUGCGCUGCCUCUCUGCCUACGGCCAGGGUUACUGAGCCGCCAGACUAUGCUUCCUGCAACGCUGAAACUCUGCUGCGGGAUCUCCCAGGAGCAUCUCAGGAAACUUACUGGCCUGCAAAGGACAGCAGUGGGGGCUUUUGGUAAAGAAAUAUCAAAGUUUAAACUGAAUUUAUCCUAUAGCUACUUACAAGAUAUUUCAUAUUCUGCGCAAAGAACCUUUUUCUGGACAUUUGGAAGGAAAAUGAGUACAUCCUACAAAGAGAAAAGAUUGUCCACCUUACAGAUGAACUAUAUGAAUCAAGCAGAAAGCACGCUCCACAACGCUUUGUCAAUAUUAAACCAGCAAGAAGGCUGGAAGGCUGAGCCCCAUCAGGGAAAUGGAGAGUGGAUUUGCAGCAAAAGAGUCCCAAACAUAGGCAAAGUGUUUCGUGCCGAGGCUGUUAUAGACGCACCGCCUGAACACAUCUACACACUUCUCUUUGAAAAGAUUGAACAGAUGGAUGAAUGGAACCCUGGCAUCAGCAAAGUGCAGAUCCUUCAAAAAAUUGGGAGCGACACCCUUUUGACAAGAGAAGUAACAUCAGAGAUUCCCAUAAAUCUGAUUAGCCAAAGAGACUUUGUUAGUGUACGACACUGCUGCAGAAAGGGCGCAUCAUUCUAUCUCAUUGGAACUUCAACAGAUUCUGAACUGAUGCCCCCGCAAAGAGGAAUUAUAAGAGGUGAAGCGGGACUGACUUUUAUUGUUCUCCGACCCCUUGAUUCAGACAAUAAAAAAACACAAUUGACCUGGAUUUUAAGCAUAGACCUCAAGGGCUGGGUUCCCAGAGCUCUAAGUGACCAAGCAUUGUCAAAGUCUCAGGUUGAUUUUAUCACGCACCUACGGAAUCACCUCUCUUUCUCAGAAAAAAAACUAUUUGUUGCCAGCUGAGUAAUGGAAUGUGGAAAUUCAUUGUCACGGUGUAUUUAUAUUUCAUUAUGCUUAAGCAGCUUGUACAUAACUAGACUCUGUAAGAGCUAUGCUACAGGACCUAGGUAUUAAAUAUAGGACAAAUGGCUAAGGCAAUGUUUCCCCUUAGCCAUGAGCUGGAACGCAUGCGCAGAAAUUCUGAGACCAGCGCACACAACACAUUAUGGUGCACACAGGCAAUUUUAUAUUAAAACAAUGGAUGUUUAACGGGGAAUGACAACUAGGCAAUAUUCCAGAAUGGAGUUAUAUUAUUUCUUGGGGGGUGUAUUUUGUAAUUUAUUUACACUUCAUGGAUUCCUGUAUUUAAUGAAUCACAUACAUUUUGCUUUGUGCAAAUAUUUUCAGCCAAAUUCAAAGCAUUUGGGUUUCUAAAUAAUAUGUACUAAAAUGUAUUGAAAUGUAUUUUCCCCUGUCUUUCAUGAUUGAGCCUUUCAAAAUACUGGUCUGAGCUUUGUUCAUCAAAUGAACCCUUUAAAAAGCACUAUUUCCGAGGCAGUAUAAACCUAUGCAGUAAUUACUAGCUUUAAUGUAUACUAGGGAUAUCAUUUUAAGGGAAGCUCAACAUGAAGACUGACCGGUAUUAUAUAUUAGGAGUUAGACUAUAGCUACAUAUCACUGAUUCUAUGAAAUACAGACAAAAAGACAAGUGCCUUUUAUUAAUGUCCAUAAGCGGAGUAAUACAUUCAAGUGUAUGACGGGCCUUGUUCAUAUGUAAUACAAAUUAGCAGAGAAGGAAAGAGAUGUUCUAAUAUGUUAGAUAUUAAAAUGGAGGUCACCAUGGGAGACUAAUUGCUCCGAAAUGCCUUUCCACCAGCAACAAAGGCAAUCGCUGGUGGAAAGGCCUACGCAUCGCUUAGGUUUUCCGUUGUCACAUAAAGUUUCCUCCAGCAGGCAACUUUGCACAGCUUUGGAAAACUGAAGUGAUGCAGUGGCCUCUCCACAAGCGAUUGGCUUUGUUGACAGUGGAAAGGCAUUGUGGGAAACUAUAUCGCUCCGUGGAACAUUAAAAGUGUCAACAUUCCAAUGCACAUGCAUUUUUUUUUAGUCAUUUUUGAGAGAUUGGCCCCCCAGUCUUAGCCAACAACUGUCCAUCUUCCAUCCUGCUGAAAUCAUGGUUGGUGGGUCACAAUGUGUCCUCUCUGCAGUGGGAGCCAAUAUCAGUCAGUGAUGUACUAUUUAGCACCAUCAGUACUGCCACAUGGGGAAUUUUUUCAGCCAGUGGAGAAGCUGAAACUGCUACUAGCACCUCCCAUGCACUUGAAUGGAAAAUGAGUGACAGCACAAGUACACCCAGAAUCAAGGGCGUAACUAGAGAGGAAGAAGAUGCUGCAGGUGUUUGGGGGCCAAGUAGUGUGUGGGGGGGGUGCACAGUAAGGCCCUAAUUAAAAAGCAAUUUCCAUAUAUCCUGGUAGAACUGGUGACUGAUUUCCAACAGUACUCAUUUAAAAUGUAAAAUGUAUUUUUAUAUUAAGCAUUGCGGAGUGUCACAAAAACAGUAUUAACAAAAAAUUUAAAGAACAAAAUGUUGCCUUGUUGUACACUUUUUCUGUGUGGGUAUGCGCAGCAUAUACGUGUAUCAUUGUGAAUCUGUAUAUUAAUAUAUUGUAUAUUAUAUUAGCAUAGAAUGUGUUUUUAAUAAAAACUUGUACAAUAAAAAAAAUAUUGUAUAGAUAUGAA